Sphenostylis stenocarpa is the source of this 1206-nucleotide messenger RNA. Lineage: Eukaryota; Viridiplantae; Streptophyta; Magnoliopsida; Fabales; Fabaceae. The record is from the annotation of a GenBank genome assembly.
AUGAGUCCAAUGUUGUCAAACAAAAUUCUUUUGUGGGUCAUGUUUGUGUAUUGGUGCCACUUUGCGAUCUCAUGCAAGGCCAACGAACAAGGGGAAUAUCUGUUUAAGUUACUUCGAUCAAAGAGGGGUCAGAAAGUGAUCUCAGAUGAUGGAGAAGCUUCAAGUGCCAAAAAUGGUGGUGAUGAAGAUGUUUGGAAGGUUGAGGAAGAAAGGGUGUUGAUGGAAGAUGACAAAGUGAAGGUGGCAAAUGUUAUUUUCCUGGAGUCUCCUGCAGGAGUUGGGUUUUCAUAUUCAAACACUUCUUCUGACUACUCUAAAGCUGGAGACAAGAGCACAGCCAUGGACUCUUACACUUUUCUUCUAAACUGGCUUUACAGAUUUCCACACUACAAAUCUCGAGACUUGUUCAUCACUGGAGAAAGCUAUGCUGGACAUUAUGUCCCUCAGCUAGCUCAAACUAUUCUCCAUAACAAUAAAUUUACAAAUCACACAGUCAUUAACCUCAAAGGGGUUGCGAUUGGGAAUGGUUGGAUAGAUGAUAAUAUGUGUACAAAGGGAAUGUAUGAUUAUUUCUGGACACAUGCUUUGAACUCUGAUGAAACCCAUGAAGGAAUUGAAAGGCAUUGUGACUUUGAGAGUGGUAACUUCACAAGUGAGUGCAACAAAUAUCAAAGUAGAGGGUAUGAUGAGAUUGGAGUCAUUGACAUAUAUGACAUAUAUGCUCCCCCUUGUGACGCAAGUCCUGCCACUGUCUCUAACAGCAAUUUCGACCCUUGUUCUGACGAGUAUACAAAAUCCUACUUAAAUCUGGCCCAAGUACAAGAGGCUCUUCAUGCUAAACCCUCAGAAUGGUCUCCUUGCAGUGAGGUGGGAUGGACUGAUAGCCCAGCAACAAUUCUACCAACUAUAAAUCGGUUAAUAUCAAGUGGCAUAAGAACCUGGAUAUACAGUGGUGAUACUGAUGGGCGUGUUCCCAUAACAUCAUCUAGGUAUUCAGUAAAUGCCUUGAAGCUUCCUGUGGAGACAACAUGGCGUCCAUGGUAUUCGGGAAAUGAGGUUGGAGGAUACUUGGUUGGGUACAAGGGGCUCACCCUCAUCACUGUAAGAGGAGCUGGUCACAUGGUUCCAAGUAACCAACCACAGCGAGCGUUAACCAUGAUCUCAUUUUUUCUUCGCGGAGAACUUCCUCCCGAAUUAAGCUCAUAG